AACAGGGGACUCGGAGACCGGAUCCUGCCUUCCCUUUAUGACUAACUACAGCUUCCAUUGCAACAUUUGCCAUCACAGUGGGAAUACAUACUUCUUAAGAAAACAAGCAAAUUUAAAAGAAAUGUGUCUUAGUGCCUUGGCAAAUCUGACUUGGCAAUCCAGGACGCAAGACGAGCACCCCAAAACCAUGUUCUCAAAAGACAAGGAUAUUAUACCCUUUAUUGAUAAGUACUGGGAAUGUAUGACAACAAGGCAAAGACCAGGAAAAAUGACUUGGCCAAACAAUAUUGUAAAAACAAUGUGUAAAGAAAGAGAUGUGUUUUUGGUGAAAGAGCAUCCGGAUCCAGGUAGCAAAGAUCCGGAAGAAGAUUACCCCAAAUUUGGACUCUUAGACCAGGACCUUGCUAAUAUUGGUCCUGCAUAUGAUAACCAAAAACAGAGCAACACUGUAGCUACUCCCGGAAGUCUAAACGGUGGAGCCUCUUUGGGAGGGGGUCUGGUGCCAGGAACCAGUGGGAAAGGAAGGGGGGCCAAACGCAAGCAGCAAGAGGGAGGAACUACAGGAACAGCCAAGAAAACGCGGAGUGAUCCUCUGUUCUCUGCUCAGCGCCUUCCACCCCAUGGCUAUCCGCUGGAGCACCCUUUUAAUAAGGAUGGGUACCGUUACAUUUUGGCGGAGCCAGACCCCCAUGCUCCUGACCCAGAGAAGUUGGAGCUAGAUUGCUGGGCGGGAAAGCCUAUCCCUGGAGAUCUCUACAGAGCCUGCCUCUACGAACGGGUCCUCCUAGCUCUGCAUGACCGAGGUACCGAUCUCAUUGGACGUUUCCCGCACUCGGUGACCAGGCAUGGCUACGAAGCCGUGAACUGUGCAAAACUAGAUUCUUAA
Protobothrops mucrosquamatus (brown spotted pit viper) is the source of this 886-nucleotide messenger RNA. RefSeq names its product set1/Ash2 histone methyltransferase complex subunit ASH2-like. Gene Ontology annotation, molecular function: transcription cis-regulatory region binding. Gene Ontology annotation, cellular component: Set1C/COMPASS complex. The coding region runs from base 38 to 886 and encodes 282 amino acids. The record is from RefSeq and is a predicted model, not a curated record. NCBI's taxonomy places the organism in Eukaryota, Metazoa, Chordata, Lepidosauria, Squamata, Viperidae. The transcript has 9 exons.